GUAAUAUUUUUUAUAUGUGUGCUUAGUUAUUUACAAACUUUUAUGAAUUUAAACUAAUUAUGACAAAUAUAAAGACUAUAAGAUAAAAUGCAAAUAGUGUUGAAGUUAAAUUUAAAGUUUUGCUUUUAGAGAAAAACACUUUUAAAUUUCAAAGAUAGAGUUUUGGAAUUUCAUAAUAGAGUGUAUUUUUGGAGAUGCUCUGAGAAACACAUAUAUUCACAGAUUUGCCAUUUUUAUUUUUUUAAACAAAUUAAAUAAUAAAGAAGAGAUACAUGAUUAUGAUAUACAAGAUUUAAUUGUGUAUGUAUGUUUUAUUACAGCUGUGGCUAUGUUUCUGUUUCAUCGAACAACUAGGAUAAGACCUGCACCUUGCACAGGAUAAAAUAUUUAUUAAAAAAAUUAUGUUUUUAUAUUGUAAAAUCUGAUGAUUUAUGAAUACAUGUGUUCUUGUGGUUAAUAUAUAUUCAGUAUUUAUGUUUUUUUAGAUAUAUAAUAAUUAACUACCAAUAAAUAUUUGGUACACAUAGAAAAAAUAUCGAAGCCCAAAUCAAAAAUUAAAAUGUGAUAUCAUUGAUACUCCUAUAAUCCCCUAUAUUAAGAGUUGUGAAAAAUUGAUGUUAUUUCUAAGGGAAAACUCAACCGUAUAUAUAUAUAUAUAUAUAUAUUAAGCAUAGGUAGGUUUUCGGAUUGUUUGAAAAGUUAAAAUUAGCAUUAAUUAUCUAGAAACUGUAUUUUAGUUUGAUACAUUGAACCAAUAUUUAUGUAAAUUUUCAAUAACUACCACAAACAUAUUUGGCAAAUUGUUUUAAAUGGUCGAAAUUAUAGACUUGGUGACUUAGUAUAUUAUUAAUUUAUUAUCUUAAAUUAAACUUACCAUAUAGAACUUUUUCAAAAUUUUGUACCAAGCUUAAAAAUUCUGUGGAAGCACUAACUUGGCAGAAAAGUUUCUUAUUUAUUUAAACAGUCUUGUAUAAAACAAUUAGUUUAAACUUACCAAAAGAGUCUGAUUCUAAAAUUGUGUAUCAUGAAAAUUUGGUUCAAAUUUUAGGAUUUUUAUUGUAUUGUACCGAUAAAAAUAGCGGUAGUUUACGAUUGAUCUUCUUUCGGCUCAAUUGAAAUUAGAAAGACCAUUUAAGAGACCUCAAUUAUAGAUAAUCCAAAAUAAAUAGUUGUUUUCUAAUUAAUAUAUUGUAUUGAGAAAUUUAAGAAUAAUAUAUGAUCGAAUUGCUUUUAUAUGUAUACAAUUUUUGUUGGUUUAUAUAAUCAUAUAUAUGUUGGACCGAUACAUUUGGAUAUUUUUUUACUAACAUAUCAUUAAAUAAAAUUUAUAUAUUUUCGAUUUUGAAGUUACACUAAUUUUCAGAAUAUCAUAUUUUUACUUUCUUUUUGACAAUAUAAGAUUAAAAAAUAAAAUACUAAAAAGACAAUCACAAAUUGGAUUAAGCUUAUAAUUUGAAGUAUAGUUUGGUUAUGGACCACAUUAAGACAACAUAAAAUUUUGCAGCCCGACUAUUAUUAUACUUAAGACCCAAAUAUAAAAAGAUAAUAGUAUUAUUUGUUUACCACCAAUACUUUGAAUAUGAUGAAAGUUAGAUUAAAGUGAUAUAUAUCAUUAGCUACUACGAAAGGUCAUUAUUAAUGUUUUUCUAGACGACAAAAAAUAAUUAGACAGGUGACAAAGCUUUUUUUUAAUCUUCAAUAUAAAUUUCAUAAUUUAAGUUCUUUCUUUAGAAUUGUGUUGCAAGAAAAAAUAUUCGAUAUAUAAGUUCGUUUAGUAAUAAAAACAACUUAAUUUAUGUAUUACUCUUUAUAGAAAUUUAUGUAGGCAAGGAAGGCAUGAUAACCGAACAAAAUUCUUCUUUCUUGUUCUCUUAUUAACAAAACAAUUUUGAAUAGCUGCAUCUGUUUGCUAUUUUUUUUCAUCAAAGCGUCUCUUUGCUAUUAAUAAAAAAACAAUACUUAAAAAAAUCAUUACUUUCUGAUUUAUAGCAAAACAUGCAAUACUUAGGCUGUAAUAUAUAACAAAGUUUGAUUUAAAUUGAUGUCCAAGUAAUACAGACUAAGAAUAUAUCUUACACUUUAAAAAAAGUUAUUAUGUUAAAUCACAAUAUAAUUAGGAGAUCGCCAUUUAAAUAAAAUCUAACUUAAUGAGAUCGCCGCGUAUUAAGUUUAUCAUAUCAUAUACAUUUAUGUUUGGAUUAAUGUUCUUUUCCUAGCAAUUGGAUUUUAAACUUACUAAUUUUUCAAUUGAUUCUUAUCAUGCCACGUAAGCCAAAUUGACAUCCUAAUUAAGUGACACCUAAGCAAGAUUCCUUUUUAAUUAAUACAAAUUUAAUGUUAUAACUUUUUAAAUGUUUCUCUAUUAAUAUAUAGGGGAUAACAAUUGGGUUAUAGAUUGUAGACGACUAAAAGAUAUUAUCAAAUAUACCCUUGCUAUCAAAGUUUGGAAUUUUAAAUAUAAAGUUUCCAUAUUUCCAACUUUUCGACUUGUGUAUCAAGCAUAUUUUAUUCUCAUAUAUCUAUAAGAUUAUUAAGGGAGUAUUAUUGAAUUUUUGAUCUAGAAAGGAAAACAUCAUUUAUACCUACAAAAAGUAAAUAUCUUCGAUGUCAUUUUACUGGUUACGUCUCGGUUAAAUUUUGUAUGAACCAAUUUUUCUUUCAAUUUUGCUCGGUUAAAUUAUAAAUACUAAGCCUGCCGGACAUUUUCUUCGGUUUUUCAAUUCUCGGAUAUACAUAACUGUAAUGCCAUAACUACAAUGGCUAGUAAGGUUUUGUGUAGAAGUUUUUCAAGAGAAUAUAAGUAUUAUAACUGUUAUUGAAGACUAACGGAAGAAGAUGUCCGAUUUUAUUUGCUAGUCAACUUUUUCGGAUGUAUAAACUAUCAGAUUAGUUUUCGGAUGUAUAAACUAUCAUCAUAGUUUCUUAUAAAACUUUGUAUGGUCGAGUAUUGUAUAAAAUUUUCUUAUACUGGAUUAUUGUUUCUCAACUUUUAUGUUACCAACGUCGAUAUUGUUUGUCAACUUGUGAUCAUGUUAUUAUCAUCGACUAAUGUUAUUAUCAUCAACUAAUGUUUUUCAUUCGCCAGGUUUUUGUAGACAUAGCUCUGAGUUGUUACGAUCAUGUUCUUAUGCUAAACUAAAGUUUAUAUGUUUUAUAUCAUAUUUCAUAUCACGUAUACAUAUAUUGCCUAGCAAUUGGAUUUGGACAAACAUAUUUUACAACUGAUUUGUAGGAUGACACAUAAGCAAAAUUAACAGCUUAAUUAACUGACACAUAAGCAAAGACGUUUUUUAAUUAGUACAAAAUAUAGGUUAUAACUUUUUAAAUGAUCAUCAAUUAAUAUAUAAGGGAUGUGUUUUCAAUAAUAUCUACAUUAAUAUUAUCUACUUGAAACGGAAAUAAUCUCUAAAACAUCAAAUUAAAAUAAAUUACAAUACCUUUCUCUCUCUUGAAACUUUCCUCCGACCUCUCUCUAAAGUUUCAGUAAAUCGAGCUUGUCUUUGGUGGCCGGCGGCUUACGCCGCCGGUUAUCAACUUUUGUCUUUUGUUUUUUGUAUGUAUAUAUCUUCGAUCGUUUGAUCGAACUCUGUUUUCCGGUUAGCGGAUCUUCUUCUUCGCAAGGCGACUUUUGGUGUGUUCAUGUUUCAACCAAAUCGGAGCCGCUUAUCACUCCUAUCAUCUCUCUGUUAUGGUUGAUCCUAAAUAAAGUUCUGAUCUUUUAGAUCAGAGUUCCGAUCUGUUUCGGAUCGGAGUUAAUGGUGGCCCUCCGAGAUUUUAUUCUUCCAUCUCCUUCUUCGUUCUUUGCGACGUAUCCUCUCAAGCUUCAAAGGGAGUAAUAUCGGAGCUUCGUCAGUCCGUCAGUCCUAAGUGGGGCGGUUAAAAGUCCUUGUGUCAGAUGAACCAAGGAGCGGGCUUUGCUUCCCUAGCGGUCAGGAGAAGGCGUUAAUGAUCUGAAGAAGGCGAAAACGGAGGAUCAACCAGAAGUUGGAUCGGAAAAUUUGAAGCAGCGAAAUAAGGGACUCAAAUCGAACUUGGCUUUCACGGCGGAGUUGGUGAUCGGAGAAAAAGCAUCACGGAGGAAAGAGAGAAUCAAUGCAUGGUUGACACGUGUCACAGACGUGGCAAUACAUCUCUUGGAAACGAACACGCAUACUUUAGAGACGGUUUUGAUUUGUUGUAAUUAUCCCUUAAAUGGGCUUAAAUUUUAAUAUUCUGAUCUACUUUGUAAACCUAUUGGACCUUCAUUUCAAUGAAAUGAAAAUGUUGACAAAAAAAAAACACAUCAAAUUAAAACAGAAAUUGUAUUAAAGCUGAGACUAGUAUAAAUGAAAUAAUCAUUAAAUAGUAUAAAUCAAAUGGAAUUUCAAUACUGAUAAUACUACAUUUUUUUAUUAAUUGAUGUUUUAAAAUUAUAGAAAUAGAUUAAGAUAUUUAUUUUUUUCGUUCUAAACUAACAUACCGUUAGUUAUCUAGCAAAUAAAAUAAAAUAAUAAAAAUAAACUGCAUAUACAAAUGUUAUAAAAUAUAAAAGUUAAUAGAUUUUACAUAAAACUUGAAAAUGUCAUCUAAUUUUGAAUAUAUUUUUUAAACGUUAUAUAUUAAAAAAAAAUGGAAAACGUUGCCCAAUAAACAAACUAAUAAAUUCAACUAAAAGCUUCCAGCAUGUGCAUUUUGAAAAUUACCAAUGAGAGCUUUUGAUUGUUGGUAGCUUCAAAUGCAACCAUCCCCAUUUUGUUCCUAUUUAUUUUCACUGCCAGUCUGUAUAUGCACGGUUCCCAAGUUUUUCUUUCAAAUAUUAAUUUUAUUCACUAAAACAAUUUUAUUCUAGAAAAAGGAACUAAAUGUUUCCUCCAGUUAUUCUGUCCAUAUCCAUUUUUACAAUUGUGUUCCUUAAAAUUAAGAAGCUGUUACAAUAAAACCCAAAUCUAAUUUCCCCAUCCUUGUUUUCCAUCUCCUGGAGUAGAGAUAGCUUCCCAUGAAAGUUGCAAUUUCUAAAGUCCGAAUCUGCUUAACAUUGUGUCUAGCUGUCAAAUCAAAUUUCCCUGAUUUUAUAUUAAGAACGUGCAUGAUUCAUCUGAUCAUUUAAAACAUAUAAUAACCAAACCAAAAUUUAAGUCAAAGCCUCGGUGAUCGAAAAAAGAAAACAAAGAAGAAGAUCUAGAGAGAUGGAAGAAGAACUCAAGAACUUCAUCAAGGUUUGGUUUUAUGCAAUCAUCUCUGUAGCUUAUUGCUACUACGUAUCAAGCAGAAUCAAACCUGGUGUUUUACGAUUACUCUCUGUUCUUCCAGUUAUUGCUCUGUUUCUUUUUAUUCCUCUGUUUUUCUCCUCUGUUCACUUCUCUGGAGCCUCAGCCUUUUUCUUCACAUGGCUCGCCAAUUUCAAACUCAUCCUCUUCUCCUUCGACAAAGGUCCUCUUUACCCACUUCCUCAAAACCUCCCCCGGUUCAUCUUCUUCACUUGCUUCCCCAUCAAGCCUCAACAAAACCCUAAAUCACAAAACCAGAUCCCCAAAUGGGUUUUCGCCAUUAAAGUCCUCAUCUUUGGUGUGUUGUUACAUACGUAUGAUUACAAACAACACUUGUCUUUCACUACGCUAUUGGUUAUAUAUUCUCUGCAUAUAUAUUUAGAGCUUGAGAUUCUCUUAAUGCUCGUCAAAGUUUGGGUCUUUAUGUUUCUUGGAUGCGACCUAGAGCCACAGUCCAAUGAACCAUACUUAGCAACAUCUCUUCAAGAUUUCUGGGGUCGCCGGUGGAACCUCAUGGUCCCGGCGAUCCUCCGGCCAGCGGUUUACAACCCGGUGCAGCGACUAGCCGAAUGGAAAAUGAGCUCUGAUCAUGCUAGGUUUCUGGCGGUUUUAGCGACGUUCUUGGUCUCCGGUGCAGUUCAUGAGCUGAUUUUCUAUUAUAUAAACCGGGAGAUGCCUACAGGAGAAAUCACUUGGUUCUUUGUGUUACAUGGAGUUUGCACGGCUGCCGAAGUAGUGGUGAAGAAGAGGACGUUUGUGGGGCGGUGGAAGGUGAGUCCGAUGGUUUCACGACUGCUUACGGUAGGGUUUGUUGUGUUGACCAGUGGAUGGUUGUUUUUCCCUCCUCUUAUAAGGGGUGGCAUGUUUGUGAGACUCCCUAACGAAGCCUUGUUGUUUAUUGAUUCUGUCAAGCACAAGUUCUUUACGUUUGGGUCAUGAUUCAUGGAUGUAUGUGUGUUUUAUUUAUAGCUGGAUUAUCGAAUUGAAUUACUUUGUGGAAUUUCAUAAUACACUAAUUGUGGUUUUAGUUUAGUUGAUCAUCUAAUGUAUACACGUCCUGUCGUGGGAACAUCUCUGGUCUUAAAUUAUCUUAUCUUUUUUUUUUUUAAUCUUAAACUAUCUAAUUGAUGAAAUUUAGUGUCAAACACAUGGAACCUUAUGUUUAAAACGGGCAAUAUCAUUCUAAAUGAAGGAUUAAGCAUCUGAUAACAGAUAUCUUAUUACUCUUAUUCUAGUAGAACAGCCAUAACCUCUUUUAAUACCAGAUCAGUUUCUCUUUGCACCAUCUUUGAGGAAUGGUCUUAACGAGAUGUUUGGUCAUCGAGGAUACUCUGACCUCAAUAAAAGGGUUGGUCCGAAGACAGUAUUUGUAAAUUCAAGAAGAUUGAGACGCACAAUGGAAAAUACUUGCGAAGCAAGUCAGUGAAGAAGUCUUGUUCAGUGAAUGUUUUGUGUUAUCGAGGUAAUGAUUUUGUUCUAAUAAGUAUAUAUCAAGAGACUAAGACCAUCAUUAACUCUAGUCUUUUAAGUGGUGUUAUUAGCUUCGGCUAAGAGACGGUUCUUAACUUUUCUUAGAUUUUAACUAAAAACUGUCUCUUAAAUACUUUCUAUAUUCCCGAAAGUAAGAUUUUCUAAAGUGUUCACGCUUAUUAAGAAUUUAAUAAAUAUUUACAAUUUAAUUUCUCUUUUACUUUAUUAUACACUUUCUAAUAACUUUUCACCAAUGAAAUUUAAUCAAUUCAAAUAUUUUCAUUUAAUGUUUCUUAAAAGUAUAAAAAAGUAUCUUAAACAUAUAGAAAAUCUAUUUUUAUGGAAUAAGUAAAAAAUCUAAAACAUCUUACUAUCGGGAACGGAAGGAGUAAGAGCAUCUGUAUUGGAAGGCCCUUAAGGCAUCCCUUAGGGGAAGGGGGUGGGAACCGAGGAAGAAAGAGAAGGGAAAAGCCCUUAAUUAAGGGUUGUCCCUUACUCUCCUAUGACCAAAAAAAAAAAAA
Messenger RNA from Brassica rapa (field mustard), 7237 nucleotides. RefSeq names its product probable long-chain-alcohol O-fatty-acyltransferase 4. Gene Ontology annotation, biological process: lipid metabolic process. NCBI's taxonomy places the organism in Eukaryota, Viridiplantae, Streptophyta, Magnoliopsida, Brassicales, Brassicaceae. The record is from RefSeq and is a predicted model, not a curated record.